Molecule: messenger RNA, 544 nt
Organism: Uloborus diversus
Lineage: Eukaryota; Metazoa; Arthropoda; Arachnida; Araneae; Uloboridae
Exons: 4
Coding region: 185-544 (119 amino acids)
Source: RefSeq, a predicted model, not a curated record
GAGUGUUUAUAAAAUUUCAAGGAAUGAUGAUACAUUAUAAUUUUUGAAAGUGUAUGAGUAUUGUAAAAGCAGUUCAAGAAAAAAAAACUUUUGCACACUUGUGAGACUAGGCAAGUGCCGUAAAAGAGUGCUCAAUUCCGUUAAAUGUUCCAAAAGAAGGAAUAACUAAUUUCAGAAAAAAAAAAUGUUUCAGAGGUUUUCUGUUGUUGUGUGUUUCUGUGCUGCACUAUCCAUGACUGUUGCACUCAAGUGUUUCAGAUGUGGAAAGUACACGCCAGAUGGCGCUGGUUCUGUGAUCCCUUGUUACAGUUACAAUGAAACUGACCUUAAAGAAUGCCACAAAAAGGACAGAUAUUGUCUAAAGUAUCUAAAUGAAGGAAUUGUAGUCAGAGAUUGUGCUCAUGAGUGUAAAUCGGGAGUUCAAGAGUUGUCAGAAUUUUUCUGCUGUCAAGAAGACGGUUGCAACACUGCUCCUGAAUUUGGUCGAGCAUGGACAUUGUGGCACAUGUUAUCUAUUGUCUUUCUAACAUGGUGCAUGACGUAG